AUGGCUGUGUCCGCCGUGAUGGUUGCGGUGGCGAUGCUGAUGAUGUCGGCGGGGGUGGGCGGCGACUUCGCGGCGGACCAGGCGGAGUGCUCGGACACGCUGGUGGGGCUGGCGACGUGCCUGACGUACGUGCAGGAGCAGGCGACGGCGUCGGCGCCGACGCCCGACUGCUGCGCGGGGCUCAAGGCGGUGCUGCAGAGCAACCGCAAGUGCCUGUGCGUGCUGAUCCAGGACCGUGACAACCCCAACCUGGGGCUCAAGCUCAACGUCACCAAGGCGCUCGGCCUCCCCGCCGUCUGCAACGCGCCCGCCAACAUCUCCGACUGCCCCAGGCUGCUGAACCUGCCGCCGGACUCCAAGGACGCGCAGGUGUUCGAGCAGUACGCGAAGCAGGCAGCGGCACAGGGCAGCGCACCCAGUGGCGGCGGCAGCGCGGCGCCCGCGACCGCGCAGAAGAACGGAGCGGCGGCAGGUCCGCGCAAGCGGUGUGGGAUGGAGCGGCAGCCGGCAGUGGGGAUGGAGCGGCAGCCGGCAGUGGGGAUGGAGCGGCAGCCGGCAGUGGGGAUGGAGCCCUUGCUGGAUUCGGAGCAGGCUGGCGCACCGGCGGAUCCGGAGCCAUAUCCACCGCCCCGGAGCCGGAUCCACCGCCUCCGUCUUGGAUCUGCUGCGCUGCGUCGGAGUCGGAUCCACCGCCGCCCUUGGGAUCUGCCAGCGUCGAGUCGGAUCCGCCGCUCUGCUUGA
Miscanthus lutarioriparius is the source of this 741-nucleotide messenger RNA. Lineage: Eukaryota; Viridiplantae; Streptophyta; Magnoliopsida; Poales; Poaceae. The record is from the annotation of a GenBank genome assembly.